This is a messenger RNA of Pristis pectinata (smalltooth sawfish), 2702 nucleotides long. RefSeq names its product methionine adenosyltransferase II, beta (gene mat2b). The transcript is spliced from 7 exons. NCBI's taxonomy places the organism in Eukaryota, Metazoa, Chordata, Chondrichthyes, Rhinopristiformes, Pristidae. The record is from RefSeq and is a predicted model, not a curated record. Bases 40 to 1044 code for a protein of 334 amino acids. Gene Ontology annotation, molecular function: methionine adenosyltransferase regulator activity. Gene Ontology annotation, biological process: S-adenosylmethionine biosynthetic process. Gene Ontology annotation, cellular component: methionine adenosyltransferase complex.
UCAGGGCGGAAGGGGCGGGCGGAGCAGCGGCGCUCGGCCAUGGUGGGCAAGGAGAAGGAGUUGAUGAUCCACUUCAGCCCGGGCUCCGUGCGGCUGCUGGAGAAGGAUGUUCAUGUGCCUGACAGACGUGUGCUGGUCACUGGGGCAACUGGACUGCUGGGCCGAGCGGUAUAUAAGGAGUUUCUGGAAAACAGCUGGGAUGCGGUGGGCUGUGGUUACAGGAGGGCGCGGCCCAAUUUUGAAAAAGUGAACCUGCUGGACCCCGGGGCAGUGCGGAGGAUCAUCCAGGAGGUUAAGCCACACGCUGUCGUUCACUGUGCGGCAGAGCGCAGACCUGAUGUGGUGCAGAAUCAACCUGAUUACACCAGGCAGCUGAACGUGAACACCUCCGGAUGCAUAGCCAAGGAGUCAGCUGAGGUCGGAGCCUUCAUGAUAUACUUGAGUACAGAUUAUAUUUUCGAUGGAACAAACCCUCCUUAUCGAGAGAGCGACACUCCUAACCCCCUCAACCUGUACGGGGAAAGCAAGCUGGAAGGGGAGAGGCAGGUUUUACACAAGCACCCUGGCGCUGCAGUGCUCCGUGUUCCCAUCCUCUAUGGUCCAAUAGAGGAGCUGGAGGAAAGCGCGGUCUCUGUCAUCUUUGGGAGCGUUCAGUGCCCAGAGCGAUUGGCUAACGUGGACCACUGGCAGCAGCGGUUCCCCACACAUGUGGCUGACGUGGCUAGAGUGUGCAGGCAGCUGGCAGAAAGCAGGCUGCAGGACUCCUCAAUCAGUGGAGUUUUCCACUGGUCUGGGAAUGAGAGAAUGACCAAAUACGAGAUGGCUUGCACCAUGGCAGACGUCUUCAGACUUCCCAGGGGCCACCUACGACCAGUGAUGGAGGCCCCUACCACGGGUGUGAUGCGACCACGAGACGCCCGCCUCGACUGCUCGCGUCUGGAGAGGAUGGGGAUUGGACAGAGGACCCCGUUCCGGCAGGGGGUGAAGAGCUGCCUUUGGCCCUUCCUCCGUGAUAAGCAGUUACUGCAGACAUUGUUUCACUGACGUGGUGAAUUGGGUCGGUGCUUGGGACGGGGUGGGGGUGGGGGGUGGUGAGGGAGGCUGCUGCAGGAGGGGAGAUUCCACGUUAAAGCACAAAGGGUUUGGAGGGUUUUGGUUACACCUCACCCCCAACCUCCCACACUGGAGGCUGAUCCAGAGCGCUCUCUGCCAUCACAUCCUUGCACACCGGGGUUUAUUCAUACCUCUUGUCUGGGUAAACUCCACAGCAAAUGUGUGCACCCUUUGAAUUGUUCUCCUUCCCUGCUUUGUAGUCUUGUCUGUGUAUGCCUGGAAGCCUGUGUUUCUGCACACAUUCCAUUCAAGGGGAUGUGAUGAUUUAUCCAGCCCUCUCUGACUCCUCCAGUGAAAGAGAAGUGGUUUCGGCAGUGGCUGGUUCAGGUGGUGAUCACUGCUCCUGUCCGCCUCACUGCUUCUCUCUGCCGUGUAGACCACACACUGACCUCGCUUCGAAUCCCCAGCUCUGUCCACACUGCAACAGGUACAAAGCAUCUGACCUGACGAGAGGAGGGAAUUGGUGCUUUAUGGUUUCUCUCCCUUUCCAGCCCUAAACCAGUAAGUCAUCAGCUUAAGUGUUCCCGGUGAGCCUGAGCCUCGACUGGUGCCUGCCUGCUCGACAGUGAGGUUGUACAGUGAGCCUCGUCUCUCCAGGAGACACACAAACUAGGAGCCUCCAGCGCCUACUGCUCCAUCGGUAACGUGGCUGCUCUACCUCGUCCUCGAAUGUACUCAGUGACUGACCAUCCACUGUCCUCUGGGCCAGCCGCUUCCAAAGGUUUGGACACUCGAAGGGUUGGUGAAGAAAACCCCCCCCCAUCUCAGCCCAGGACAGCUGGUGUCUAGUCCUGGCACCAGCCUCCCAUCCAGUAACUGUAGGCUGUCACUCCAUCUCUCCCCGGGACCCCCCCCCAAUCCCGGGCAUCAGUGCCCGGAGUAAACGCUGUCCUCCCCAGACACGGAGCUCCAUCCCUCCCCGGACACCCCCCUCAUCCCAGGACACCCCCAUCCCAGGCAUCGGUUCCCGGAAUAAACGCUGUCCUCCCCAGACACGGACACAGGAGCUCCAUCCCUCCCCGGAUACCCCCCUCAUCCCAGGACACCCCCAUCCCAGGCAUCGGUCCCCAGGGUAAACGCUGUCCUUUCCAGAAACGGACACAGGAGCUCCAUCCCUCCCCGGACACUCCCCUCAUCCCAGGACACCCCCAUUCCGGGACACCCUCCCCACCCCAGGCAUCAGUGCCCGGAGUAAGGGCUGUCCUCCUCAGACACGGACACAGGAGCUGUUUGGUUUCCCGAGUUUGGCUCUUGCCACUUCCGUCCUCUUGCACUCGACAUCCUGUCAGCCUGACUGCCAUUCACUCCCUGGUCUCCGAGCCAGCACAGAGCCCCGAUCCACCAACAUUUUGCUGUUUCUCACCGUUUAAAAUAUUUCCCUGUUGCUUGUAGCAAAGUGAAGGCUUGUAUUUUCCCAGCUGUCAGUAUCGAUUCCCAGACCCUCUCCAUAGCUUGUGUUCCCUCUGCUGUCUGUGGAACCCACAAGAGUCCACAUGUUUUGUGGUUUACUUCAGAGACAUUGAUUGUGACGACCUAUUCUGCUGUUCUCAACUCUUCUUACAGACAUUGAAUAAAAAAAUAGUUUUAUA